Cylicocyclus nassatus is the source of this 4802-nucleotide messenger RNA. NCBI's taxonomy places the organism in Eukaryota, Metazoa, Nematoda, Chromadorea, Rhabditida, Strongylidae. The record is from the annotation of a GenBank genome assembly.
AUGGUUGUCAAAGUGACUUCAAACACUGAGAAGAAGUUCAAAGCUGUAGUGACCGUGCCAGCCCUAGGUAUUCGUUCGCAGCCAAUGAUUUUCAGAGGAAAAUCCACCAAAAAGAUCAAGGUGGACGGUGAAGAUUGUGGAGCAAAGCCUUGGAUUAUUCGCACAUAUCAAUGGAAGGACGGCCAUUGGAAAGCUGCUAGAAAUAUGACUGCUAAGUUAGCAGGGGACGGUUUUAUAAGAUUCAAAGUCGGAGACGAUCUCAUGCCACAUGCUGGUGACAGGCUUGGCAUAAUGUGCUCAGAAGGAAGUCUCAUUGAACUGUCAACGAACGUCCCAGAGUCUGUCCAGGUUCUUUCGGAUAUGGGGAAGGUCGGAUCUUGGCGAUCGUCAGCAGGACGAGAUAACGUCAGCUCUCUGGAAGAUAGUGACGAAGACGAUGACGAUGAUAUCGCAGCGGCUUUCCAAGAUCGCAAAUCUAGACCGCAUUCGACCAGGCAAUGUGCAUCUGGAAGAGAUCGCGCUGGCACAGAUCGUCAUAUGAAUGGUGGUAGCUGCACUAUCACUGGCUGUGGGAGUGGUUGCGGAAUGGGACUCUAUAAUGUACAGCGAUGCGGUUUGAAACAGACAAAUUCGUGCUUCUCAUGUCCACCUAAAUUGUUCUUUCCCAUAACUCCUCAAGCUCGUUAUGUAGGCGAAAGAGUCAUUGAGGUAUUUACUGCAAAUGCUACAGGUCGAGUCGAGCUGCAUCAUAUUAUGCAUCCUAGUAUGCCGUGUCAUUCAUCCUAUGAAGUGGAAUGUAUAGAUCUGACCGAUGGAUAUUCAAAACAUCGACUCACUGCCAGGGAUGUUGUGGAAAGGACGCCGUUCUCGGUCUAUGGUACAUUUGAUGGUCGUGUUAGCAUUGUAAAAUCUUCAUGUACAGCGGUAUCGGGUAGAUAUGAGCUAAGUGUGCAAGAGGUAUGGAGAGCAAGUGAUCCUGUUUUGACGGUGAAAUCAAAUCAGCUUGAUAAUGGACUGCUAGCCGUUACAAGUUUUCAAUCUGUUCCUGCAACUAGCUCCGCGUUCGUUCUAGACUUAGUGAGUCAGAAUGGAAUCUCGCAACAUCCUCGCACUGUAUUCAACGCUGUUGGUGGUACAAAUAUCCUGGAUGUAUGUUGGUUGUGGGAUCAUCCCGCUAGGCUGUUGCUUUCCACUGCGGAUAGCAUCCGAUUGUUCGAUAUUCGGUGUCCAAGUCGGUCUGAUCAAGCUCUCUUUCUGGAUCACGGUAUAACUCAUAUGGCUAGUAAUAAAUACAGAACUCAUGUAUUUGCGGGUUUUAACGGUGACGAAGUGCAAAUAUACGAUAGUAGGCGACUAUUUGGCCCAAUCCAACGAAUACAGAUAUCAUUAGACGUUGAGAAUAGCUUAUCAUCUAUGAAAUGGAACCCUUAUGUGCCAAAUGAGCUCCUUCUUCACAUUCACGCUUCUGACAAGAUUUUGAGAUGCAACAUAGAUGAAUUGUUCUCUGAUCCUUUCCGAAGGAUAGCCUGUACCAGUUUUUCGUCUGAAGAGAUCUUUUCCAUAGAGGAACUUUGGGAGAAGCCUAUCUCUUCUGAGCUCAUGAAAGCAAGAAUGAACAUGUACAAAAAUGUUAGAAGCGCAUAUUCGAUUCUUUCAUACGGGAAGCUAUACGAUAAGUGUAUGGAGAACGCCGGUACAACUAUGCCGCUGUGUUGGUGUACACCACUUCCGGAAGGAGCAAAACUUACAGAAAAUAAUAAAAUGGAUGGAGUGGUUCCGAGGCGAAGACACAGGAGCGAACGACAUUCAGGGGAUGGACAGGAUUUUCUUCUUUGUCGAUCUCAUUCGGAAACGUGCCUGGAGAGCCGAGUCCAGACUCCGAAUCCGGUAUUAGCAAAGCAUCGGCGUCGGAAACGACAUUUGAAAGACAUCUCUAUACAGUCUAUGGAAGGGGUUCGCGCAGAAAGUACUUGUGGGUGGUCUAUUUCUUCCUCAGCCCUGGUCGAACCGGCACAGUCUUGCAAUGCAGAUAACGAACAUAUACUUGAAUUGGAGGAAAGACUAGGGUCAUCUGCCUUACGGGACGCUUAUGAGGAUCACACUCCCACCGUUGCCAACUGCGAUGGCCAUCGGCAAACCUCGCAAAUUACGACUUAUAUUUCCAAUAAUUCUGAAGAUGGGCACGGCACGCAGUCGAUGAAGCUGAACUUCUUGCUCAGCCGACUAGAUCUGAAUGGCAGGCAAGGAGGGGAUUUGCUUGAAGUGCAGAAGAUUGCUGAUGUUGCUUUGAAAGAUGAGGUAAGCGGUGAAUCCAAAGCAGAGUUUCCCGCAUCCAAUUUGAAUAUCAGGAAGAAAUUAAUGACGAACAAUAAGGCUGAUAGUGGCCAUGAAAUCAAGCUCCACUACAGAAUAUAUUCUUUCGACUUUGCUCCUGUAGGAUAUAGUGGACUAUUAUGCCUAAUAGCGCAGCAGAACCGAGCAAGAUUUGAAUUUGUUCCAUUCAAGGCCCCUGAUGAGGCGUUUGCAGUGAGACCCGAGUUCAGCGACGUGUUGAAGGAAACACGAGUGUGGGAAUCUUUUGACUCUGUCCCUUAUCAUCUUUACAAAAUAAUGAAUCUGCGCCUGUGCAAUGGUAUGGAUAAAAUUGACAUCGAGAGGCCUUUGAUAUCCAUUCUGCAGGGGCUGGCGGAGCAAAUUCCAUGCCGAUGGAUGCAAUGGUUGCUGAGCGCUGCUCGAAAACAACAAUCUUAUAUAGAAAAUCGCGACGGUGGUGAAGCUAGUAGCGUUUCUUCCGACGCCGACGAUCUUUCGGAUAAUGACAGGAACUCAGGCAUAGAGUUUGAGCAGAUCUGCUCUACAUCAUUAGAUGUAAAAGGCUUGCCUGGUCUUCUUCAGUUGAGCACUUUGGAAACCGAGUCUGACCUGAGCUGGCAUGAUUGUGAUUCAACUCAUUUUACAUUUGUCAAGAUUGCCCGAUCACGCGUGCGACGAAUGUUAUUAGAUUCCUUAUGUUUGCCUGUCAGCGAAGAUCGUAUAGUAUCGGACGAUAAAUUCGCAGCAAGCACAGACAUUCUACAACAAUUGCCUGUUCUUUUUCUGUGCCUCAUCAAUGGCGAUACAAUACGGUUCAUCGAGUACACAUUAUAUCUUCGUCGCAAACUAGGGAAACCAGUAGCCGAUGAUUGCUCAUUUUUGAGUUCUUUCCACUUUUUCACCACAGUCGUCUCGAGAUACGUGAAACAGUUCUCUGUUGCUGAGAUCAAAACGUCUCCAAAGUAUGUAGCCAGACGAUUGCGUUUAGUGGACAAAAUCCACGCUUUUGUGAAAAAGCACUCAGGAUCUUCAUCUAUCAAUCCUUAUAUCAUUCCAAUGCUUCUGAUUAUCCUUGGGGAGUUGACUUCAACGCAUCCGGAAGAAUUCACAAAAAUUGUUCUCGAAGACGAGAAAUUACCUCUUGCUCUGCGAUUAACUUGGUGUGUGAAUCUUCUACCAACUCUGAAGAUGAAAGAUGCGUUGUAUCGCCUUUUCCAACAGAGCAGAGGCAUGGAACGUCUACAAUUCGUCGGUCUUGGAAGGCAUCCAGAUUCCCUUCAGGUUCUUUUAGAAUACCUAUAUGUGACAAAGGACUGUCAAGUUUUUUCACACCUCUUGGUGGCUGGUCAGUGCCUUGAAGAGGACGAGCCCGCUCCUGAGAAAAGCAUGACUCUCAGUGUUAGAGAUGGAGUUACCAAAGAAAUGGAUCCAGAAAUGGUUCCAUCGCUGUAUACAAUGUUCCCCAUCACUUAUAUCGGUGCCGCUGACCACAUGCCUAAACUCUUACAUCUUGCUCGUGCCGAACUCUGUAGGUAUUCAUAUAUCUUGCAACGAAUGGAAAAAUACUGUUUUCGCCGGGCAUUGCUGAAUCUAGUUCCGCACAUGUACUGGCCUAACUUCGAAACAUCCGUGGAUAUAUCUUGUACAUUUUGCGGAACAAGUAAUGAAACAGCUGUUUGCAAUGCUGAAUCAGCCGAACAAGUUAGCCAGUCAGUGGAACUUCGAUCAACACCGCAAUCUCUUUAUCUGCAACACCUUCUAACUCGGACACAAGCACGGGUACAUUCACCGAGUCAUCAUUAUCUUACGAUUACAACGGUGUUGAUGGAGGAACUGAAGCCGAGAUCAAGAGACCACCAGACAGCGCCUGUCCGAAGUGUCGAAAAUCAUAUCCUCGUUGCUCGCUUUGUGGCCUAUCGUACGGGACGCCAGUAAAUGACUACGAUCAUCCAGCUAAAACGUUUGCGAUGAUGUUUUCUACAUGUUUGAUGUGCAGCCACGGAGGUCAUUCGAAGCAUGUUAUAUCAUGGUUUGAAAAAGAAGACUUUUGUCCUGUUUUAGGAUGCGAAUGCAGGUGCCUUCAUCUUGACUUUGGAACCGGAGAAAGGACGGUGUAGAUAGUUUCUUCUGUUUCAUUGUUGGCCAAACAUAUCUUGGUGUCAUUAAUCAGUACCUCUACUACGUGGUGUAAAUUUGCUCAAACUUGUGCAAGAUUUGUGUCUUCCGCAUAUGUCAGAUUUGCCUUCUCUUUGCCAUCGUUUUAACUUGAUCUCUUUAGAUCAGUGUUUUUCUGAAAUACUCUGGAACUCUCUUUACUUAUCUGCUCUUGGGUCCAUGACAGAAGAAGAGGUUGUAUAUUUAUUUUUUCUCUAGGCACUGCAGAUUUGUGCACAUAUGCAAAUUGGGAGUGAACUAUCCUGUCAGAAGUUGGCAGCCUAGCACUUCUACUUAUUACUAUCAGAUUGUGAAAUAAAAGUUUAUUAAGAAUC